This is a messenger RNA of Suillus subaureus, 453 nucleotides long. RefSeq lists its product as uncharacterized. Lineage: Eukaryota; Fungi; Basidiomycota; Agaricomycetes; Boletales; Suillaceae. The transcript has 2 exons. The record is from RefSeq and is a predicted model, not a curated record. Bases 208 to 396 code for a protein of 62 amino acids.
CGUACUCUCCCUGUUACACGAGCAUUCGUUCCCGCAAGUACCGUCCACGAAGAGAAAUGCCAGGAGGUGGUGGAGUAGUACUAGGAGGCCUAUAAAAUAGGCUCUCUUUCCCAUCUGGAGCCUUUAGUGCUUCAUCGACAUCCAUGGAGGAGAGAGAAUGCGUAAUAAACAACAGUCUAUGUGCAGCUUCCGGUUUCGUGAUUUAGCAUGAAAGAAAUCAGGUUUAUUGAUAUGGGAAGUCACCCAGUAGCGGUGGUACUACGAGGCUAUUUGGGAUCAAACCCGAAGGGUUAUGCGACCCGAUUCCGAAACAUCGUUUCAAACCUGUGGAGAAAGUCCAGGAUAAGCCGUGAGGGCGGGUGGGCCUCAGCAGCUCAUGACGCAGACUUCGAAUAAAUUCUGCUAGAGUUCAAAAAGAUGCGCGUCGAGUAGAUUUGUUAGUAGUGUUUCCCC